AUGAGCAAAGAAACAACUCAUAUAAACAAGUACCGGCCACUUUUAAAUACUUGGGGAAGACAAAAUGGGAUAUCAACCGCCAACUCUACUGGAACUUUUGCUUAUGCCAUCACAGCAAAUGCUGCAACUAGUUAUAACACCUCGUCUACUAUCGACACUGACAUCAUUACUACUGCUGCAGCACAAAUAGGCUCUGCUGCUGCUGCUGCUGUUAUUACCACUGCUGCUAACAGUCAGUCCUGCUACUCUGAUACGACAACUCAGCAACAAUCGGGAACUUCUGAUAAAGUGGUGAAGGCCAAAGUUGUUAGAAUCGAUACAUGUGGUAUUCAGGCCAAUCCUAAAAGUAAUUGCAGUUCUCCAUCAAGUAAUAAAGAAAAUACUGAUGAAAACAGUCCUAAUAAAGAUACUGGGCAAAAGAAGUGGCUGCCUCCUAAAUUAGUACUUUAUAAAUACAGCAUACAGCUAAAUGAAGAAGAAAAAAUUAUUAACUGUGUACCACCUGCUGAUUUAACUCGUGUUGACCGGCCACCUCCGAAAGAACUUCGUUUGUUCAUCAGAACACAUGCAUUAUGUGCUGGUGUAACAUAUUCCAGUCCUUGGGUUGUUGAUGAUGUCAUGAUUAUAAAAACAUGGCAUACAGAAUAAACUUGCAGAUGUUUUCUUAUCUCCAAUGAAGAUACAA
Molecule: messenger RNA, 685 nt
Organism: Octopus sinensis (East Asian common octopus)
Lineage: Eukaryota; Metazoa; Mollusca; Cephalopoda; Octopoda; Octopodidae
Product: tyrosine-protein kinase BAZ1B-like
Exons: 2
Coding region: 1-648 (215 amino acids)
Biological process (GO): chromatin remodeling
Cellular component (GO): WICH complex
Molecular function (GO): histone H2AXY142 kinase activity
Source: RefSeq, a predicted model, not a curated record